UCAACUUGUUGAAUCUUAUCAUCACACGAAGCAAUUAGCUGAAUGUGAAACUAAAGAAGAUCAAAGAAUGCGCAAUGCAUUUACUAAUUUUAUUAAAACCCGAAUUCAAUUAUUUGAACCUUAUUUUCCUGAAUUAAAUAGUCUGAAAAUGAAUUAUAAAAGUACAAGCUUGAUUUUAAGUAAUAUUCCAAAAGAAUCUUCAACCAUUGAUAUCGGAAUUCAAGUAACAAUAAAUAAUGAUCUUUUAAUACAAAUAGAUACUUUGAAAACUUCUUUAGCUAAUCUUGUAACUGAUCAUUCUAAUCAAUUACAAAUUAUUCAAGCUAAAAAUAAUAGAAUUUCUGAAUUAGAAAAUAAAUGCGAAUUUCUUAAAAAACAAAUUACUGAACUUAAUACUAAAUUAAAGCUUUUAAGCUUAUAUCAAAAUCAA
Molecule: messenger RNA, 430 nt
Organism: Racocetra persica
Lineage: Eukaryota; Fungi; Glomeromycota; Glomeromycetes; Diversisporales; Gigasporaceae
Source: the annotation of a GenBank genome assembly